GGAAGGCUGCGCAGGGCGCACGCGCGGUGCGGCCGGUGGGGCUGCCGGGAGAGCGCGGCGGGACAAUUGAGCGCAGAGGCGGGACCGGCGGCGGGAGCGCAGAGCCUUACAGCUGAAUAUGAGGCGAUCUGCAGCUCCAAGUCAAGUCCUAGGAAAUGCUGGCAAAAAGCCAAGGUUUAUACCACCAGGAAAAUGUACUGCUGUUUGUCUCAAGAAUGAAACUAAGGAGAUGGACGAAGAAAUUAAGUCAAAGGAGAUAGAUGAGAAAGAGGGAGGUGCUUCAUUGCUAUCUAAAAUAAAUAUCCAGAAUCAAAAUGAAAAUUGUACACAGUCUGUAGAGUCAACUGGAAAAAUAAAGACAAAAGCAUGUUUAAGCAUUGACAAGUGUAGCAAGGCAGAAGAGAAAACACUAAAUGUGCCCAAAGCUGAUGCACUGUAUUUGCCAACAUCAGGGACUGCAAAGGAAGAAGCAGCUCAGGAAGCACCUGACUGCCUUGUGAAAUAUUUCAGUGUCGUGUGGUGUAAGGCAUCAAAGAAAAAGCACAAGAAGUGGGAAGGCGAUGCUAUUCUUAUUACAAAAGGAAAGUCAGUAAUAUUGAAAGAUAUGGAAGGCAAAGACAUUGGCAGAGGUACUGGAUAUAAAGCUAAAGAGCUAGACAGCCUUAAUGAAGGUCAAACACUGAUGGUUGGUGGAAAAGAAAUUGAAGUGAUGGGUGUAAUUUCAGCAGAUGAUUUCAGCAGUGGCAGGUGUUUUCAGGCUGGAAUAGGGACUCAUGACACAGUUGCAACUGCAUUAUCUCAAACUAAUACAAAACCAUUCUCUAAGCCAUUCAAAAAUGUCUGUCAACCCAGUACUAAUGAGAAUAUGCUCAGGGAUUCUCAGAGCUGCAAACCUCGCCAUGAUCCAAAUGCUACAAAUUCUCUGGUUAUGCCACGACCAAAUGCAAGUCAUCAGUGGAUGUUCAAUAAGGCUGGUUUACCUGUGGUGGAUGUAGUGGUAGAUCCUUACAUUGCAAGUAAUCUACGCCCACAUCAGAAAGAAGGAAUUAUAUUCCUAUAUGAAUGUGUAAUGGGAAUGAGAGUGAGUGGCAGAUCUGGAGCUAUUCUGGCUGAUGAGAUGGGCUUAGGAAAAACCCUGCAGUGCAUUGCCCUUGUCUGGACUCUGCUGCGCCAGGGGCCCUAUGGAUGCAGACCUGUACUAAAGCGAGCACUGGUGGUCACCCCUGGGAGUCUGGUGAAAAACUGGAAAAAAGAAUUUCAGAAAUGGUUGGGAAGUGAAAGGAUCAAAGUCUUUACAGUUGAUCAGGACCACAAAGUAGAAGAAUUCCUUGGUUCUCCACUUUAUUCUGUUAUGAUAAUCAGUUACGAGAUGCUGUUGCGAUCUUCGGAUCAAAUUCAGGCUGCAGAAUUUAACCUCCUAAUCUGUGAUGAAGGACAUCGGCUGAAAAAUAGCACUAUUAAGACAACUGCAGCCCUUACUAGUCUGUCUUGUGAGAGGAGAAUUAUCCUUACUGGUACUCCGAUCCAAAAUGACUUGCAAGAAUUUUAUGCAUUAAUAGAGUUUGUGAAUCCAGGAAUACUCAGUUCUUUAUCCACGUAUAGAAAGAUAUAUGAGGAACCAAUUGUCAGAUCUAGAGAACCUUCAGCAACAGAGGAGGAAAAGGAAUUAGGAGAAAAAAGAGCAGCAGAACUCACACGCCUCACUGGACUCUUUAUUCUAAGAAGAACACAGGAAGUUAUAAAUAAAUUCCUGCCCCCCAAAAAGGAGAGCAUAAUCUUCUGCCGACCAACAGCGCUGCAACUUGAACUGUAUCGAAAACUGCUUAGUUCUCGUGUUAUUACAUCGUGUCUGCAAGGCAGGCUGGAAAAUAGUCCCCACCUAAUAUGUAUAGGAGCUCUGAAAAAGCUUUGCAAUCAUCCAUGUCUUCUGUUUAAAGCUAUAAAGGAAAAAAGCUGUGAUCCUGUGUCUGAGGAAUAUGAUGAAUCCAGCCUCUAUGAAGGUGUAAUAGAUGUCUUCCCACAAGAUUAUACUUCAGACACUUUCUGUGAAACUGAUUCAGGAAAAUUGCAGGUGCUGGUGAAGUUGUUGGCAGCAAUCCAUGAGCUCAACUCUUCUGAAAGAGUUGUGUUGGUAUCCAAUUACACUCAGACAUUAAAUGUAUUACAAGAUGUAUGCAAACAUUAUGGAUACUCCUAUACUAGACUUGAUGGCCAUACUCCUGUCUCCCAGAGACAACACAUUGUGGAUACUUUCAAUAGCAAAUUCAGCCCAGCUUUCAUCUUUUUGCUGAGUUCAAAGGCUGGUGGAGUGGGACUGAACCUGGUUGGAGCAUCUCAUUUGAUCCUGUAUGAUAUUGACUGGAACCCAGCUACAGAUAUUCAGGCAAUGGCUAGAGUGUGGAGAGAUGGUCAGAAACAUUCUGUCCAUAUCUACAGGCUGCUAACCACAGGUUCAAUAGAAGAAAAAAUUUAUCAAAGACAGAUCAGCAAACAAGACCUUUCCGGGGCAGUUGUAGACCUGUCCAAGACAUCUGAGCACACACAUUUUUCUAUUGAGGAGCUUAAAAAUCUCUUCACUCUACAUGAAGAUUCCAGCUGUGUUACUCAUGACUUGCUUGAGUGUGACUGUAUGGGAAAGGUUGACCAUCAAAAUACUUCCUCAGAAAAGCCUCCCAUAUCUAGAAGCUGCCAGCUUGAACAAAACCAUGGGAAGCCUAAAUCAAAGAAGCCACUUUCCAUGUCACAGCUGAUGCAAUGGAAGCAUUUCUCUGGGCAACAUCAGACUCUUGCUGAUCCUUUCCUUGAAAGGAUAAAAGAAAAUGUUUCUUUCAUUUUCCAGAAUGUAACCAAUCCUACUUCCCCACCUAAUAAAACUUGAGUGUCUUUUUCUGCAUCCUCCUUGUCAACUGAUGUGCAGUUACCCAUUGUUCUUUUUGCCCAGUUCUGUUUUGUGUGUUUCCCAUGAGGUUUCUGGGUAAAUGUGACUCCUGGUGUUUAUACAAAGUUACAGUUAUUACUAAGUUAAUCAUACCUGCUGUAAUUAUAAUACAGAUUUUUAAAACAAACUUUGUUUUCCAGUAUUUUGUUCCUUUGAUAUCAUAUAUGCACAUUAAUUUUUAUGGACAUUACUACUCUAAGUCUACUUUGAUUUAUAGUUUUCAUUUGAUCAUAAUAAUUUAUUGCUUGUAAAGCUGGCAACUCAUCAGCCAAAUUUUAUAAAUUAGACAAUGCUAUAUACAUGUAUAUACCAAGACUCUGGUUGGAUUUUGUUGUAACAAUAUUAUGUGCCUGUAUAAAUGCAGCUUUAUAACAAGGUAGAUGUUUUUUUUCUGUUGAAUUUACAAUUUAAUGAAAUUCAGAGCAAUAGUCACUAAUGUCCAAAAUUCUGAGGGCACGGCUUCAUACCGUUUCACAAUAUUCUAAAAUUCUCCUAUUGCUUUUACUUGGGAAAAUAAACUUUAUUUCUCAGACAUACCUAA
Molecule: messenger RNA, 3479 nt
Organism: Serinus canaria (Common canary)
Lineage: Eukaryota; Metazoa; Chordata; Aves; Passeriformes; Fringillidae
Gene: RAD54B
Product: RAD54 homolog B
Exons: 15
Coding region: 119-2878 (919 amino acids)
Biological process (GO): reciprocal meiotic recombination; double-strand break repair via homologous recombination
Cellular component (GO): nucleus
Molecular function (GO): ATP binding; DNA translocase activity; ATP-dependent chromatin remodeler activity
Source: RefSeq, a predicted model, not a curated record